AAAAGCCCAAACAUCCUCUUCCCUUUCUCUCAUUUCCAUCUCCAUUCAAUUUCAGUGUUUGGAGAAUUCUGACUCCUAAUGGAGAGCUUGGCACUCCGCUCUAUCUCCGCGACAACCUCCUCCUUCUCUCUCUCUACCCGCAGCUCCUUACUCCGUAGAUCACCAAAACCCAUCGCCAAAUUUCCACCUUCCAUUGUCCCUUCACCGUCUCUACCCAGCACCAUCCAUUCACCAGCUCUUUUAUCCCAAAAAUGCUUUCUAUUCGCUCCUCUUCACAAGCCAUUCAAAACCCAUUUCCCAAUCCGCGCCUCUUCUGACUCCUCGGCCUCAUCAAAACCACAGCCAAUCGCGAACCCAUCUCCUCAAGGUGCCAAGCUUGUUCCCCUUAUAGUAUCCGUGUCUGUAGGUCUGAUUCUUCGUUUUUGUAUUCCUAAACCCGUUGAAAUAACCCCACAAGCCUGGCAAUUACUCGCAAUUUUUCUUUCAACCAUUGCGGGUCUUAUUUUGAAUCCUUUGCCUGUUGGUGCGUGGGCUUUUCUUGGUCUAACGACGUCCAUUGUGACGAGAACUUUAACUUUUUCGGCAGCUUUUAGUGCCUUUACUAAUGAGGUUAUUUGGUUGAUUGUGAUCUCUUUCUUUUUUGCUCGUGGGUUUGUUAAGACUGGCCUAGGAGAUAGAGUUGCUACUUAUUUUGUCAAGAUGUUGGGAAAGAGUACUUUGGGAUUGUCUUAUGGACUGACAAUUAGUGAGGCGCUUAUUGCGCCGGCAAUGCCUAGUACUACUGCCAGGGCUGGUGGAGUUUUCUUGCCUAUCAUCAAGUCCUUGUCUUUGUCAGCAGGGAGUAAGCCAGGGGAUGCUUCUUCAAGGAAGCUCGGAGCUUUUCUCAUUCAAUCCCAAUUACAGUCUGCUGGGAACUCUAGUGCGCUUUUCCUGACUGCUGCAGCACAAAAUUUGCUGUGUCUUAAAUUAGCCGAGGAACUUGGGGUUAUAAUUUCAAGCCCUUGGGUUUCUUGGUUCAAGGCUGCCAGUUUGCCGGCUCUUGUUUCUCUUUUAGCCACACCAUUUAUCUUAUACAAACUUUAUCCUCCUGAAACCAAGGACACUCCAGAUGCCCCCGCAAUGGCUGCAAAAAAACUGGAGAAAUUGGGUCCUGUAACAAAAAAUGAAUGGAUCAUGGUUGGCACAAUGGUUCUUGCAGUUACUAUGUGGGUGUUGGGAGAUGCUUUUGGUAUACCGAGUGUUGUAGCUGCAAUGAUUGCCUUAUCAAUAUUACUUUUGUUGGGAGUUCUUGAUUGGGAUGACUGCUUAAGUGAAAAAUCAGCUUGGGAUACCUUGGCUUGGUUUGCUGUUCUAGUUGGGAUGGCAAGCCAACUAACAAGCCUUGGUAUUGUAACCUGGAUGUCUGGUUCUGUGGCCAAUAUCCUCCAGUCUCUCUCUUUAAGCUGGCCUGCUGCCUUUGGUGUCCUUCAGGCAUCUUACUUCUUCAUUCACUAUUUAUUUGCUAGUCAAACUGGUCAUACAGGAUCUCUGUACUCUGCAUUUCUUGCCAUGCACUUUGCAGCUGGGGUGCCUAGUGUGCUGGCUGCACUGGCUUUAUCGUACAAUACAAAUCUUUUUGGCAAUCUUACACACUACAGCAGUGGUCAGGCUGCCGUAUACUAUGGAGCUGGAUAUGUAGACCUUCCUGAUGUAUUCAAGUUGGGCUUUUUAAUGGCCAUCGUAAAUGCUAUCAUCUGGGGAACAGUUGGAACUGUCUGGUGGAAAUUUUUGGGCCUCUACUGAUUCAUCUUUACUUGUAGGUAACUGCUUAAAUUUCAUGUUGAAUGAUGUCCUAUUUCAGGGAACAGUUGAGCAAAAUUUACAUGAGAGUGAGAUUUUGAUUUUUAGAUUUCACAUUUAAUUAUUCUUGACUGUGUUAGCUUAUAGUAACACUAACACAGGAAUUAUUUUUUUGAAGUGAAAAAUCAUAUUGAUUAC
Manihot esculenta (cassava) is the source of this 1977-nucleotide messenger RNA. RefSeq names its product dicarboxylate transporter 2.1, chloroplastic. The transcript is spliced from 4 exons. Bases 79 to 1782 code for a protein of 567 amino acids. Gene Ontology annotation, molecular function: transmembrane transporter activity. The record is from RefSeq and is a predicted model, not a curated record. Gene Ontology annotation, biological process: transmembrane transport. Gene Ontology annotation, cellular component: membrane. NCBI's taxonomy places the organism in Eukaryota, Viridiplantae, Streptophyta, Magnoliopsida, Malpighiales, Euphorbiaceae.